Chelmon rostratus (copperband butterflyfish) is the source of this 4127-nucleotide messenger RNA. RefSeq names its product B2 bradykinin receptor-like. NCBI's taxonomy places the organism in Eukaryota, Metazoa, Chordata, Actinopteri, Chaetodontiformes, Chaetodontidae. The transcript has 2 exons. Gene Ontology annotation, molecular function: bradykinin receptor activity. Bases 93 to 1103 code for a protein of 336 amino acids. Gene Ontology annotation, biological process: neutrophil chemotaxis; G protein-coupled receptor signaling pathway; immune response. The record is from RefSeq and is a predicted model, not a curated record. Gene Ontology annotation, cellular component: membrane.
AGAGAGCGAGUCAGACAGGGCAGCAGCACAGAGCACUGGAACAGACUCCUGUGUCUGGAUACUCCACAUCUGGACUUAUAUCUGAAGCAGCAAUGACUCCUCUGCCAACAAGCGUCCCCACUAACAACACAAACUGUUCUCAUAUAGUGACCAAGGAGUGGAUCUUCUCUGUGGUGCCGAUAUACAUCCUGCUCAUCACUGUGUUGGGAAUGGUGCUUAAUGUGUUUGUCCUGGUGGUUUUCUGGUUUCAUAAGAAGCCCUGCACUGUGGCUGAGAUCUACUUGAGUAACCUGGCUGCUGCUGACCUUAUCCUAGUGACUUGUUUGCCGUUCUGGGCCAUCAACGUAAGCAAUGAUUACAACUGGCCUUUCGGUACACCCCUGUGCAAAGUCGUCAACCUGGGUAUCAGCAUGAAUGCCUACAGUAGCAUCUACUUCCUCAUUCUGGUUAGCCUAGAUCGCUAUGUGGCACUGGUGCAUACGAUGUCCUAUGGCAGAAUGCGUAGGCCAAAAUAUGCCAAACUGGGCUGCCUCAUGGUGUGGGCAUUGGGCAUUCUCCUGAGUGUCCCCGUGCUCAUCUACAGGCAAGUGACAGCAAAAUGUAAUACUAAUAUAUGCCAUCUUAACCAUCCAAAUACCCGUGUACGCCUGCUGUCUGAGGUGCUGAUGACUAUGUUCAUCUUCAUCAUCCCCAUUUCCAUUAUUUCCUACUGCGCUGUCAAGAUUAUUUGGGCUCUGAAAAACCGGCUAAAGGAGGGAUCAAACAGGCAAGAAAUGGAGCACAAGGCCACUUCUCUGGUGCUGGCGGUCCUCCUUGCCUUCCUGAUCUGCUGGGUGCCAUUCCACCUGGUUAGGAUGGUAGAAAUGCUCAUAACGGCUAAACUCCUGAAAGUCGACGAAACGAUCCUAGACAUCUUCUUCCAGAUCUUCACCUACUUUGCCUUCUUCAACAGCGUUCUCAACCCCAUCCUCUACGUCAUUAUAGGACAGACCUUCCGCAAAAAAGUCAAGGAGCUCUUCUUGCAGUCGAGCAGUGGAGUGACUUUCAGCCUCAUCUCCAGGCGCUCAGACAGGUCCACCACUAAAUCCACAGCUGUCUCAUGAUGAUCUGCAGGAUGAUAAUUUUGUAGUCUGAAUAUGAGUUUUAUUUGGCGUUUCAACCAGAUUUAGCAAAAAGGUGAAUUCCAGACAAUAUUACUAUGUCUACUUGAUUAGAAGCAUGAUAUAUCCUUUGAUGGCUACCCAUUAGAUCCUGCUCAGUAUGAUUGUAGUGUGACAGCUUGCUGUGGGUGGAACAUAACCCAGGGUUUUAGCUAAGAGGAGGGAGGGUGGUGCUCACGAGGCUAAUGAUGCUAUGGCACUGGUGUAUGCUGUCACACUACACCUCUUACUGUACUGGGGUCUGUUCCAGGUCUUCUCAAUGCAUUCUGUGAUGAACAAGUGUUGGUUGAGAAGACGUGGGCUCACAUUUUCAAAUUAGAGGUGGGGUUUUAGUGUAUGUAGCUUGCCUUCUCUGGGCAACACCUCAGAAGGGAAGCUGGGGAGAAGGGGGACAAAACACGAUCACAGGUGAUCAUACGCUGCCACAUAUCAACGCUUGUUGUGUCUUCUAACAUCAACAGGCCGCAAUAAACCAAGAGUGUGGUAAUUUUUAGCACAAGAGAUUCCAUGUGACAUCCUGUUGGCUUUUCAUUCCAGUUCUGGAGCAGCUUUACAGGAUAUCAGACUCAAAUUACUUUAUCUGCCAUUCUAACACAAUAAUAACAAUGCUACAUAAUUAAGUAAACCCAGAUUGUUUUCUAUUGCAGGAGUAAUGGGCUCAAGCUAAUCUAAUGGCAAUGUACAAAAGAGAUGGACGCAGACUUUGUGUCUCUACGUAACCACAAGGCUUUACAGUUGUCACAGUAAUAUGACACCUUAAUGGCAAGAUGUUUAUGUCUGUGUGCAUGACAUGAUGUGUCUGUUUCUCUGUACUUUUACAUGGUGUUACUCAGACUGUCUUGUGAUAUUUUAAUGCUAAAUACCCCAGAACAAACCCAAUCCCUCUGUGCAUCUUUUCUUUGCAUCCAAAACCAAAUGUCAACAUGCUGUCUACACACACACAUUUCCAUGCUUGUACAAUUUGUUGCUUCGCAGUUUAUUUACUGGAAUCAGGAAUCAGGGGUUCUCCUGUCCCUCUCUUCCCAUGUCAAUUAUUUGUACUGUCUUUUGUGCCAUUGUGUCCUCUGGGACGGUUGUAACCGAACAGGAUUUUGUUGCACUUGGAAACUUGUGUAAUGACAAUAAAUGAUUCCUGAUUCCUGAUUCCUGAUUACUGUUACUGUCGGAGCAGUAUCAUGCUGGUGCCUCUUCUGACAGUGUGAACACAGCCUCACUGAGCCUCUGCCUAUCAACUGUGAACGUUUAGCGUAAUCUAUUUAAUGUAGCACCUGAAGUGGCAGAAAUACAAAAGUCUAAGUAAUUGUUGCUGACCUUUUUAGGUCACAUAUGCAAAGUUUUGACAAAGAUUUCCAUGAUCCUUCUAACUCAGUACACUAGUUUUGAAAUUCAAACGUCCAUCAUUAAAGGCCUCUCAUUUCUUUUUUUCCCCCUCUGUUUAUUCAGCAACAUGACACAAAUUUUUAAGUGUAAUAUCAUUACAUCUUUAUUUUUGUAGAUUUCUUUUCUCAGUGAUGAUAGCAUUGUUGUCUCCAAGGUAAUUGCUGAAAUGUGGGAACGCAGUGCCAUCCCUACAACAGCGGCCAAAUAGGCAGGUCCAGAUAGUUGCAAAUAAUCCCUUGUUGCACAGGAAAACUGCUUGCGCGAUUUGAGGAGUCCCCCUGCAUACAGCUCCAGAGGGCGCUGCUGAGAAAUUGCCGACAAGUUUAAAACCGCUGCAAGGGUGGAGUUAGAAAAAUGUGACCUCCUCAUCUCUGAUUGAGGCUAGAGGCUCGAGGCUACAUCAGCAACUGCUAGCAUAACCCACCCAAAUCCCAGAUUGAACCGUUGGUGGUUACAAUGCAUUGUGGGUAAUGUAGGCACCAGGUUUUGACAAGAAAGAAUUUCAAAAAGAUAUCUGCGGUUGUGGUGCAUUCAUUUGCGUCAGUGUAGAUUAUAAUUAAAUUGUCCACCCUUUUAUAAUUUGAUCGGAUUCUUAGUGUCAGCUACAUUCACACUCUCCUAAAAAUAACUUUAUAUAUACUAUUUAUAUCUCUGUUUUUUAAUCUUAAUUUUUAAUUAUAGCUCCGUCUCAUGACUUUAUUUGGACAAAAAAGUCAGUCCCCAGGCUGCUCAGUGUCAACAUUUUCAUGUUGUAAAGUAAAUAGCUCACCACAUCACUAUUCCAAGUGAUGCAGCUUGGCAGGCUGUCUGUAGCUGGCUUGUCUCAGGAGCACAGUGCUUUGCUAUAUUUCAAACACAACUGAACUAAUAGUCCUCCACUGAACCACACUGACAGAUGACAAAAUAUGCAAAUGCAUGCUGUUCCUGGGAAGCCCAGUGUAUAUAGUUUGAACAGAAGGAACAUUCAAAUCCUUUCUCCAUUUGAGUACUCAAUAUGCAGAAAAAUGGCCCCCAUGACUGAUGUACUGUAUUAUUAUAUUUAAUUUGAUUUACUGUACCUGUCACAAAUGUAGUGGAGCAACAAAUACAGGUAGUAAAGUAGCAAAAGUAGUUCCUCUAAACUGAACUUAAGUGUAGGACUUGAAUAAAUUUUAGUAGAUGCUUUCUAUGAUUGCUGGUUUCAUCCUAGUGACAGGCAGUGUGUGCUGUUUGAGUGCCCCUAAGCAAGGCACCAAACUGUUACAUGCUCUGAAUGCUCCUGGUUUGAUAUUUGGGCUGAUCCUGUGCUGAAUGUCCGCUGGUCCUGUGCUGAAUGUCCGCUGGAUGCCAUUUUCAUUUUUAGCACUGCCAAACAUGUUUUGCCUGGAACUAUUUGCAUUGCGGCGCUUAUCUCAGUUGACACACAGCACAGAGCUUCUCAUUUCCACUCACAUUCGAGGUUCGCUCAUUGCCACGUUAGGAUGGCUGCAGCUCUUCUCAACCACAUAAACACAUCUACCCUCUGCACCAUGGAGUCCAGCGUGGGAAGGCACAUGUAUCCAGCCCUCUAUUCUCUUUUUUUUAUUGUGGGUUGUCCGGCUAACUGCC